AUGGCAGCUCUCGACCUUUCAACGAUGGUCAAAAAGACGCUUGACGUCUCUCGCGGCUUCACCUACACCUACUACACCUCGCCCGCUCGUGACUCAAAACCCACUCUCCUCCUCUUCCACGGCUGGCCUGACACAGCGCGUCUCUGGGCUGGUCUCACCAACAACCACCUCAUCCCGAAUGGCUACGGCGUCGUGGCGCUAGAUAACCUCGGCUUCGGUGAUACAUCGAGGCCCACCGACCCAGAAGACUACGCAUGGCACCGUCUUGCGGCCGACGCUGUCGAGAUUCUCGACAGAGAGCGCUUAACGAAAGUCAUCUCCCUCGGCCACGACUGGGGUUGCCUCAUCGCCCAGCGGCUAUACAACUUUCACCCCGAUCGCAUCUGCGGCCUUGUCAUGUUGAACGUCCCCUACAUGCCGCCCACUGGCAACUUCGACCUCGAAGCAGUCAACCAAGUGACGAGAAAGAUAUUCGGCGUCGGCAUCUUUGAGUACUGGCAUUUUUUCCUCGCCGAGGACUCGGUAGACCUCAUGAAUCAGAACCUUGAGUCUGUGUAUAGCGUUACGUUCGGCGACCCGCAAACCUGGCUUGAGAACUGGUGUACAACCGGCAAGAUGCGCGAGUUCAUCACCGGAGGCCGUACGCAGCCGACGCUACCGUUCGCCACACCGGGACAUAGAGCAGACUUUAUGGAGCGAUACGGCAGAGACGGGUUUGCUGCGCCAAGAUGUGUCUACACUGUGACGGGCUCCGGGAUCCAGGACAAGUCAGAGAGGAUGCUCAGCGGAGAGGUGAAGACGGUUCGGGUGCCAGUGCUCUAUUGGGGCGGGGAGCAAGACUAUGUGUGCAGGCCUGAAUUACUUCAGCAGAGCAUCGCUGCUGGCGUGCUGCCGGAUGUUAAGAAGAUUACGAGGGAAGGCGGACAUUGGGCUUUUCUUGAGAAGCCGGCUGUAUUUGGACAAGAUGUGUUGGGAUGGUUGCACCAAAGUUUUGACUCUUGA
Molecule: messenger RNA, 1002 nt
Organism: Colletotrichum acutatum
Lineage: Eukaryota; Fungi; Ascomycota; Sordariomycetes; Glomerellales; Glomerellaceae
Product: Alpha/Beta hydrolase protein
Exons: 1
Coding region: 1-1002 (333 amino acids)
Biological process (GO): acylglycerol catabolic process
Cellular component (GO): mitochondrion
Molecular function (GO): monoacylglycerol lipase activity
Source: RefSeq, a predicted model, not a curated record